This is a messenger RNA of Aspergillus melleus, 861 nucleotides long. Its product is annotated as putative FHA domain protein SNIP1. The coding region runs from base 1 to 861 and encodes 286 amino acids. Lineage: Eukaryota; Fungi; Ascomycota; Eurotiomycetes; Eurotiales; Aspergillaceae. Gene Ontology annotation, biological process: maintenance of RNA location; mRNA splicing, via spliceosome. The record is from RefSeq and is a predicted model, not a curated record. Gene Ontology annotation, cellular component: nucleus. Gene Ontology annotation, molecular function: mRNA binding; protein binding. The transcript is spliced from 2 exons.
AUGACCGCGACCGACGGAGACGUGGUGACGACGAGCACGAGAGCAGCUCACGACGCCGCGAUGACCACCGAAGCUCGCGCCGGGACAGUUCGCGAAGAAGAUCCUCUCGCAGCCCAUCCGGUCGAAGCAGCCACCACAGAGAUUCCGACCGCCGUCGUCGAGAGCGUCGAGACCGCGACCGGAGUCCAGACGACGACCGAAGAAGACGCCGGCAUCGCUCCCCCGACGAACGGCGAUCUCAUCGACGCCACCGGGACCGAGAUGCAGACGACGACAGGGAAAAAGGAAGGGAAAGGCCUUCCCGAAGACAUCGAAAACGACGCAUACAAAUCGGAGGUGUCGCAAGGAGGGGAACCCCCAGUUCCACCGGUUGAGAAAGAGAAGCCGAACUUUGGCAACACGGGCCGCUUGGCGGCGGAGAGCAACACCGUCGCGGUCAAUGGAGAGUCGGUCGUUCUCAAGUAUCACGAGCCUCCGGAGGCGCGCAAGCCACCGGGCAAAGAGCCCUGGCGGCUCUACGUGUUCAAGGGCGAGGACUUGCUGGAAGUGGUCGAGCUGAACGAACGCAGCUGCUGGCUCAUCGGACGGGAGCGGCUGGUGGUGGAUUUCCCGCUGGAUCACCCGAGCUGCUCGAAGCAGCAUGCCGCCUUGCAGUUUCGGUUUGUCGACAAGCGCAACGAAUUCGGCGAUCGCAUCGGAAAGGUCAAGCCUUAUCUCAUCGACCUGGAGAGUGCCAAUGGGUCGAGUGUGAAUGGAGAACCCGUUCCAGGUGGGAGGUAUGUCGAAGUGAGAGACAAGGACGUGCUCAAGUUCGGUCUGAGCAGUCGAGAAUACGUCCUCAUGCUUCCUCCGCCGGAAUAA